Molecule: messenger RNA, 756 nt
Organism: Echinococcus granulosus
Lineage: Eukaryota; Metazoa; Platyhelminthes; Cestoda; Cyclophyllidea; Taeniidae
Exons: 4
Coding region: 1-756 (251 amino acids)
Source: RefSeq, a predicted model, not a curated record
AUGAAACGUAUGAUUGAGAAGAGUCUGCGGCAGCAGCGAAUUCAACAAAGCCAGUUGAAUCAGCAACGAAGGGGAACGCUUGAAAAGAUGACCAGCGUUAUCAGUGAAGAAUCUAGGGAAACGGAUGACCUUGGCAGGUAUUCUGGGUACAAUUAUGAGCUGGACUGGGCUAACAGCAAGACCUUUAUAAAGCAACUCGCCAAAGACAACAUAGAUCCCUCCCUCUUGAAUGAAGAACUUCAACGGCAUGCAGAAAGUAGGCGACGUCAAAGCUGGCGAACACGAUGCCUAGGCCGUUUUCGCAGUAACGCUGCUCAAAUUCUCUUGUGUCUUCUUGUGCUCAUUGACUCAGGAAUCGUUAUUUCUGAAAUUAUUUUGGAAAUUCGGUCCAUCCAAAAUUAUAAAGAACUUUUCGACAUUCACGCUCAACACCUUACUUAUCUGAUGGCAACGCACAAUUUCCGGUGGACAGGUUCGUGGUGCUCCUCCACCGGGAUCGCGUCGGACAAUGUUUACAGCGACCGCCAUACUCAGCGCAUUCACACCACUCAGAGCCACUACCAGGCCGUUUUUCCUUUGGGCAGCACCGCCUCCAUGGAUGAGCACCAAUUGGCUGUUCUCGGCGACUUUAUUCAAUGCUGGCAGACCUACGUGAAUUCCGCGACCAGGAUACAGGAAAACGGUAGCUGUGAUUCCUAUGGGAAAUGGAGGGCUGCUGAAGCUGAUCGUUACGAUCUUGUUGGAAUUGUAACUUAA